CACAGUCAAUUAGCAAAAAAACAAGCAGAAAUGACAAAAGCAGGCAAAGAACCCGAAGUACCUGAUUUCAAGAAAUUUAUGGAUUUGGAUUUUAAAAAUAAAAAAUUAGAAGAGUGGCGUAACAAUCUGCCAGAUGACCUAGCCGCCAGAUUGACAAAGGAAAAAUUAUAUAACCUAUUCCAGGACGUUUCUUAUGACAUCUUAUCUGAACUGCUUAUGGCUCUUGAUAAUAAUUUCCAAGAAACUGUUGAGUUGUGGGAAUCGAACCCACGGACUUGGACUCAGAAAGAAGGUACGCCCGUUGCGCCAGUCGGCCGUCGUACAGUCGCCAGCUCUACUUGAAUUUUGCUCACAAUCGAGGGCUUCUGGAAGAACACUCUUU
Pararge aegeria (speckled wood butterfly) is the source of this 382-nucleotide messenger RNA. RefSeq lists its product as uncharacterized. Lineage: Eukaryota; Metazoa; Arthropoda; Insecta; Lepidoptera; Nymphalidae. The coding region runs from base 31 to 342 and encodes 103 amino acids. The transcript is spliced from 2 exons. The record is from RefSeq and is a predicted model, not a curated record.